Messenger RNA from Mauremys reevesii (Reeves's turtle), 2163 nucleotides. It is a transcript of the gene TNFSF8, whose product is annotated as TNF superfamily member 8. Gene Ontology annotation, cellular component: membrane. The transcript has 4 exons. The coding region runs from base 293 to 1039 and encodes 248 amino acids. Gene Ontology annotation, biological process: CD8-positive, alpha-beta T cell differentiation; immune response. The record is from RefSeq and is a predicted model, not a curated record. Lineage: Eukaryota; Metazoa; Chordata; Testudines; Geoemydidae. Gene Ontology annotation, molecular function: tumor necrosis factor receptor binding.
CCAACCUUGGUUACCAUUCACCUUCUGACAUCAGAAACCUCCGGUGCAGCAUGAGAGGCUGCCUUCACAAAAUCCCUGAUCAAGAACAUGAAGCUCCUUCCCCUCUUCACGGCUGCAUCCUGCCUCACGCCCCCAGGUCCCUUUUUCUUUGUACGACAAAUGAUGAAGCUUUUUUUCCAGAUCACAUGAGCCCAGGAUGAAGGGGGAAAAUCCUGCUAGGAGUGGAGAUGGGCUGCGAAUGAGAAUCUGAUCAAGGGGAGAUACGGAGUGAUACACUGAGGGCUAUAUAAGAAUGUGCUCCUCACCAGAGAAAACAUUUUUCCAGGUGAAUGAUUCUCAUGAAGCAGCCAUGACCAUGACUGAAGCCGGUGUUUCAAGGAGGCUCAGUGCCGGUAACAAAACAUACUUCUAUUUCACCACAGCUUCCCUCACGGUGUGUCUCGUCUUUGCUCUAGCAACCAUCAUGGUCUUAAUCGUUCAGAAGGAUCUGCCUCCCCCCGAGGACGGAGGUACAAGUACACUCAUAAGAGAGAAUGAAUUAAAAGCUGUUAUUAGAACCCUACAGAAUGCUUCAUUUAUGAAAGUGGCUGCAUACAUGACAGUGUCAAAGCCAAUAAAUAGUCCAAAACUGAAGUGGACAAACAAUCGUAUUCUCCAAAACAUCACGUACAACAGCAAAGGAGACCCAGUGAUCCACACGCCAGGCUUGUACUUGGUCUACUGCAACUUGCACUUUCAUCUAACCAACUUCUCAAGCAACACAAUCCACCUAAAGAUGGAACUGCUUGUGAAUAACAUCACCAACAGGCAAACGUUACUCACACCCUGUUUCAGCACCAACAGGCAAACAAUAUUCAAGCAGUGUACAUCAGUUACAGACAAUGACAGGAUAUAUCAGGAGCUCUCCAUUCUCCAUCUGGUGAACCUAGAUGCAGAUGACUGGCUAUCAGUAAAAACUGAGCAUUACGAAUAUUUGGAUUUAGAUUUCUUGCCCAAUGACAAUGUUCUUGCAGUCCUCAGAUACAGUGAUAAAAGUUAGGAGUGCACUGACUGCUUCCUGUAGCUCAAAGUAACCUACCUUCAGUGACAAUGCCUCUGCUGGACAAUACCUGGUCUUAGUUGACAUACCUUACCUCAUCCUUAGGGGAAAAUAAGGAACUUUCCAAGCGUCCAAAAGUGAAAUCUAAAACACAGUAAAACAUGCACCCAACAGACAUAGGAGAACACUCUGCUUUGGCUGAGAGUGGGAUUGCCAUGAUGCCAGAAGACUGUCCACCAGGAACGGGGCCAGCAAGUGAUUCGCAGACCCGACAAUGGCGCCUCAAAACAAAAACAAAACCAACCAAAUUAGGAGAAGAACUUUCCAUUCUGAGAAUGAUCAUUUAUCUGAUAUCUUCCACUUACACAAGCAGCUGGGCAAGCGUGACUAGCCUGGGGGGAAUGGGACCUCUUGUCAUCUGAGGAUUUUGGAAUUAUACACGAUCGUACUUUGAGCUAGUUUUUCCCAAAACUAGCAGUCAAAGCUGAUACCUGAUGCUUUUGUUACGACUAGAGCAAGCGACUGUAAAUCUGUGAGAGAGCCUGUGGGCAGCAUCAUUGAAAGCAGAGAUGGGAGGAAGUUCGGUCAUGGGAGGCAAUGUGGCCCAGCGGUAAGGGCAGUGGACUGAGACUUGGGUUCUGUUCCCUAUUCUGCUACUGAUCUGCAGGGUGGCUUUGCACAAGGUCUUUCACCGUUGGUCCAUCUUUCUAUUUAAAUUGUAAGCUCUCUGGGACAGGGACUAUGUAUUUGUACAGUGCCCAGCACAAUGGGAUGCUGAUCUCAAUUGGGACCUUGAGGUACAUGCAUAAUACAAAUAUUAAAAGUAGUAAUAAUAAUCUAGUCCGUGUGCCAUGUAGCAGGGUUGCCCCUUACAGUAUAUUUUCAAGUGCCUUGUAAAGUCAAGUUUUAAAUGUAAUCUGAAUGUCACCACAGCAUACAUGCUGAUAAACAUGGCUUUUAGGGAGCUCGGAGGAGGAAGGAAUGGCCCACACUGCACUAAACACCUGCAAUUUUGUGACAUUUUCUAUUGAACUCUGGAGUUUAAGCACCCAUAUUCGGGAAUGUUUGCAUCCGGAGUUUUGAUGUGGCCCACUAUCGAGCUCUGGCAUUUCGCUCAGUGUCUG